Molecule: messenger RNA, 1164 nt
Organism: Eimeria necatrix
Lineage: Eukaryota; Apicomplexa; Conoidasida; Eucoccidiorida; Eimeriidae
Exons: 1
Coding region: 1-1164 (387 amino acids)
Source: RefSeq, a predicted model, not a curated record
AUGGCAGCAUUUAAACUUGUGGGGCCCCGGGUUGUGGGGUGGUGGCUGUGGGUGGGUUCGCUGCUGCUGCUGCGCUGCAGCGGGGGGGCCCUGGGCCCCAGCCGGCGGCUGCGGCCGGGGCUGGGGCUUGCUGCUGAGCAGCAGCAGCAGCAGCAGGAGCAGCAGCUGCUGCAGCUGGAGCAGCUGGACCUGGUGGUGGACGGGCUGCAGGGCCCCGCGGGCCUGGGGGCCCCCGUGGAGGCCCUCCUGGGGGCCCCCCGGGGCCCCUCGCGGCGGCAGCAGCGGCGGCGGCUGCCUGUGGGGCCCCUGCUGCUGACUGCUGCUGCAGUGGGGGCCCUGGUGGCGAACUUCGCGCUGCGGCGCGUGGGGCCCCCCCCGGGGGCCCCCCCCCGCGCGCGCGGCGCCGCUGCUGCUGCUGCAGAGCAGCAGCAGCAGCAGCAGCAGCAGCAGCAGCAGCUGCUCGCGGAGCUCGACAGCCUGCGCAGCGAACUGCCGGAACUGUUUGCUGCUGCUGCUGCUGCUUACAGCGAACACUGCAGCACGAUCUCGCGGCGGUACCGCGAGGCCCUGUCUUGUCUUUACAGCAGCAAACUGGUGUCUGCUGCAGCAGCAGACGCAGCAGAAAGCAGCUUUUUGCUGCUGCAGGACUCCUGGGGCCUCCAGGAGGUGCAGCAAACUUGGACAGAACUUGUGGAAAAACUCACGCUGCAGCUGACGCCCCCCGAAGCAGCAGAAGUCUCUUCUCUUGCUGCUGCUGUUGUCUCUCAGUUUGCUGCUCGCCUCGAGCUGCUGCAGCACGAGUGCAGCACGGCCUUCGCGCAGCAGCGCCGCGAAGUUGCUGCUGCGCUGCAGCAGUUCGAGGCCGCUGCUGCAGCGGGGGGCCCCCGGGGGGGCCCCCAGGGGGGCCCCCAGGGGGGCCCCCAGGGGGGCCCCCAGGGGGGCCCCCCGGGGGCCCUCGAAGUCAGUGCAGCGCAGCAGUUUCUUUCCCAAGUUGCUUUUCUUAGAGCCAAGGGCCCCAAACUCGAGCAGCUAAAGGGGCCCCUGGGGGCCCUCGAGGGGGCCCUUGCUGCUGCUGCGGAAGCAGCAAAAAAAGCUGCUGCAGCACGCAGCGCGGAGCAGCAGCAGCAGCAGCCGCCGCCGCGCAAGCGCAAAAGACUCGCCUGA